AUGCUUGGAGCAAGAGAUGGAGAAACACCAACUGAAGAAGAAAUGAUUGAAUGUGCUAAAAUGGCAAAUGCACAUGAUUUCAUUUCUCAUCUUCCAGAAGGAUAUGAUACAAUGGUAGGAGAAAAAGGUGCUGCAUUAUCAGGAGGACAAAAACAAAGAAUUGCUAUUGCACGUGCAUUAAUUAGAAAACCUAAAAUCUUAUUACUUGAUGAAGCUACAUCAGCACUUGACACUCAAAGUGAAAAAAUUGUACAACAAGCACUUGAAAAAGCUAGUGAAGGAAGAACAACAAUUGUUGUAGCACAUAGAUUAACAACUGUUAGAAAUGCUAGUAGAAUUUGUGUAUUCCAUCAAGGAGAAAUUAUAGAACAAGGAACACAUCAAGAAUUAAUGGAAUUAAAAGGAACAUAUUAUGGAUUAGUUAAAAGACAAAGUAUGGAAGAAGAAGUUGAUCAAGAAACAGUUGAAAAUGAUUUAAAGAAAAUUAGAGAACAAGAAAAUAAAGAAGCAGAAGAAAUUAAUCAACAUAAGAAUGCAGAUACAAAUGAAGAUCCAGAUGUUGUACAAAAAUUAGAAGAUGAAUAUAAUAAUGAAAUGAAGAAAUUGAAACAUUCAAAUAGAUUUGUAUUAUUAAGAGUUAUUCUUGAUAAUUUCAGACAUGAAUGGUUCUUAUCAAUACUUGGAUUUAUUGGAGGAAUUGGAGGUGGUGCUAUUUUCCCAUUCUUUACAUUAAAAAUUGUUGACUUAAUUAUGUGUUUAUUAUCAAUUAAUUCAGAUACUCUUACUGAUGACCAAAAGGAUACUAUUAAAAAUAUUUGUAUAAUUGUUGUUGUUAUAGGUGUUGCAUCAUUUAUAUCAUACUUUAUGUAUAUUGGAUUAUUCUUAUCAGCAGGAUUUAAGAUGAUUGGUCGUGUUAGAAAAGAUAUGUAUCAUUCAAUAAUGCAUCAAAAUAUCUCAUGGUUUGAUAGAAAAGAAAAUAUGGUAGGAUCAUAA
Messenger RNA from Entamoeba dispar SAW760, 993 nucleotides. RefSeq names its product multidrug resistance protein, putative. The record is from RefSeq and is a predicted model, not a curated record. Gene Ontology annotation, biological process: transmembrane transport. Bases 1 to 993 code for a protein of 330 amino acids. Gene Ontology annotation, cellular component: membrane. Lineage: Eukaryota; Evosea; Mastigamoebida; Endamoebidae. Gene Ontology annotation, molecular function: ABC-type transporter activity; ATP hydrolysis activity; ATP binding. The transcript has a single exon.